Molecule: messenger RNA, 5706 nt
Organism: Venustampulla echinocandica
Lineage: Eukaryota; Fungi; Ascomycota; Leotiomycetes; Helotiales; Pleuroascaceae
Exons: 3
Coding region: 1-5706 (1901 amino acids)
Molecular function (GO): protein binding
Source: RefSeq, a predicted model, not a curated record
AUGAAGGGCCUUUCGAAGCUUAAGGGCAAGCUCAAGGCCAAAGUGAAAGACCUCACCAAAGCCAAGGUUGAUGAGGCUCCUGCUCCGGCGCUUAAAAGCGACGGUAAGCAAUUCGUGGAUAUCUCCGAAGCAGCACAUAAAACGGACAAAAGUCCUGGGAACCACUUAAGUGAUCGAAAUGUUGAACGCAACACUGCAGCUCUUCAUCUGGCUGAUGAUCGGCCCACGGUAACGAGCUCUGCUUCUGCCAAACCACAGAAGUCGAGAACAGCAAGAGACGAUGACCGUACGCAAACGCCGGAAUCUCAGCCUGACCGACCAACUAGCAUCACUGGUGGCAAUUUUACGCACUCUGAUCAAUCUGAGCCCGUGCCGGGACUAACUAGCACUUCUUUGGUUCUUAGAGAUCCUUUUAUUCGCCGAUCAUGGACCCAGACCGCCGAAAGUGGACCUGCGAGAGAUGGUCUCUUAGCAGGGCAAGAGUCUUUUUCCACUUCAACGGCCAAGUCAAACCGAGAGUCCAACAAAGUAGAGGAUUUAUGGGGCCGAGCAUACGACCUCCUGCGAGCUCAAAAUGAAGAUUUACUGAGCAGCUAUGAGGAGAUCCUAGCAUCUGAAGUAUCCGAAACCGCUUCUGGUAUGUCAAAUUGGACGAGCUUGAGCGGGCAAGAAAGAGAAUCUGCUGCGACAAAACUCAUUGAGAAGCAAACACAACUUCAAAACCAGACGAAGUGGCGUCUUCGCAUUGGCGCAAGAACGAUCGAAUUCCAGGAGCAAUUCAAUCGCAUUGUGAAACUUGUCGUUCUCUCGAAGGAUGUUAUCACUUCUGUUGUCAGCCCUUCACCUCACGCCGCAAUAGCGUGGGCGGGACUACUUUUGAAUCCCAGCUCUCAAAGUCAGCUCAACGGUGAUGGCAUUGAAUAUAUCUCUACCUUAAUCUCGCAAGGUGCUAUCCGAGAACGCACAUAUCGUCAAAAUUUUGAGGUGGACUCAGAUGAAGACCGUCGAGCCGAGGACCUGAAAGUUUUAGAGGGCUUAGAAGCUACUAUGACUCAAGUAUAUGUCCUAAUUUUGGAAUUCCAAGCGAGGACAGUCUGUCAACUUCUCCGAUCCAAGAUCUCCAGGACAGUGAGGGACAUCUUCAAGGCCGACGAUUGGAAAUCUUUAAUGGAAAAUAUGAAGAGCGCAGAUGAGAGAUGCACAACUUUUACGAAAACGAUUGACUCCGAACGACUUCGAUUGGGGCUCACUGAUCUUCGCCGGAGUUUGGAAGAGCAAUUCCUAGGACUGAGCCGGCAUCUUCAGGAUUCGCAGACUAAUAAGUCGUAUUACGAAACUUUAAGGGUUUUGAGGACGAGUGAUUAUGUGUUCAACAAAGAUAAAAAUCCCUCUCGUGUUCCCGGAACCUGUUCGUGGUUUCUUUCUCAUGCGAAGUACCAACGCUGGAUAGAAACCAAUUUGGGGUUGCUCUGGGUCUCCGCAGAUCCAGGCUGUGGGAAAUCGGUACUGGCCAGAUUUCUAGUCGAUGAAGAAUUUGGACCGAAGAUGUCUAGCUCACAAAAUCUAUGCUACUUUUUUUUUAAAGACGACGAGGAAGUAUAUCGGAGUGCAAGCCAUGCGCUCUGUGCAAUCUUACACCAACUCCUUCUACAAGAUAGCAAUUUGUUAAAGUAUCUCAGUCAUAGCGUUGGUGAAAGCGGGGAGCUAAGCUUGAACUUUGAUCGUCUAUGGGAAGCCUUGGUCUUAUUUGCAAAUGAUACGAAAAUCAUUUGUGUGCUUGAUGCACUUGAUGAAUGCGAAGAGAAGUCGCGAGAACUGCUGCUGAAGAAAAUCAAGAACUAUUUUGGAACUGGAUACCGAGGAGCCUCGAAUCUGAAAAUUAUCCUCACUAGUCGGCCUUGGAGCUCAAUCGGAGACGGAUUGUUUUAUCAAAGUAGUUUGGACAACGAGGCCAUUCGCUUGAUGGGCGAGAACGACGAAGAAACAAAGCAAAUAAGUGCUGAGAUCCAGUGUGUGGUUCGGGCUCGGGUAUUGGAAUUCAGGGACUUUCGAUCGUACAAGGGUAUCAAUGAUGAUGCGCACAUUCUGCUCCAAACACGACUCGACUCAAUACCUAAUAGGACAUAUCUCUGGGUAGCUCUGAUAUUUCCCGAAUUGCAAAAGAAAGCAGCCGACUCUAAACGGGAGCUUCUACGGAUUAUUGACACUCUACCUGUCUCCGUUGAUGAGAUCUACGAGAAGAUUUUGGAUCAGAGCAACGACCUUACCCGAGCCCGAAAGCUGCUGCACAUUGUCGUGGCUGCAAUUAGACCACUUACUGUCCAGGAGAUGAAUAUCGCGCUAUCUAUACAGGAUGAUGAUGCCUCUUUCGACGAGAUAGAACUUACACCCGCAUCGUCUUUUGCCCCUGUCCUGAGAGAGUUGUGUGGGCUCUUUGUCUGCAUCAUUGGUGACAGAAUAUACCUUGCUCAUCAGACUGCGAAAGACUUCCUGCAGAAAUCCACAGCAAGUUACAACAAGUCAUCAACUUCACGCAAGUGGAAGCAUUCAUUCGAUCCGAAAGAAUCUCAUAAGACUGUUGCCUGGUCCUGUAUAAGAUACCUGCUUCUAGACAACUUUGAGCACGGGAUAUUCCCAAGAAGAGACGCUGACCUUUUCGAGGUCUGGGAGCCUGCAGAUCCUGUUCUGGGCUGUGUGCCUUCUUUUGGAAACCCUUUUCGUCGUUACCGGAUCCAUAGGCCUGGAGCAAAGAGAUUAGCUGGAUUUGGCCACAUCGACAAUUUCAAAUCUGUUCCUACAUCAGAUCGGAUACUUCAGAAAACCAUAAAGCAACAUCCAUUCUUAGAAUACAGUGCAAAGCAUUGGUACCAUCAUGUGAGGUCAUCAGAAGCUGAAGAUACUUUCUUACAAGUUCUGCUCCGACUCUGGCAGAUUGAUGUCCCACGUGGCGCGCUCUGGCUUGCCAUCUGUCAUAGCCUGCCCAACGCACUAAAACUCCCAACAACCCUUUGGAGAAACUGGUGUCCUCUCGCCGUCCAUUCAUACCUGGGUCACAUCAAAGCGGUAAAAGUUCUCCUCUCACGUGCAGAUGAGUCUGCAGAAUCACGCAGAGAGGCUGAUAUAUCACUGCGACUGGCAAUUGAUAAAGGACAUGCCGAUAUUGUUCGAGAAAUUAUUGCCGCAAAAAUUGGGACCGUGGAUACAAUAUUUGAAGACUUCACCACCCCACUCUCCCGCGCAGUGGCCGGAUUCUCCCCCCAGAUUGUACGAAUCCUAUUUCAAGCAGGCCAGAAGGUCACCAGAGACAAUCUUCUGUGCGACGUACUUCGCGAUAAGUAUGCACAUUGGAAAUUUCCAGGACUCUCGGAUAAAACAGUCUCGGCUUCACUGCAUGCUGAUGUUGCGGAAGUUGUUGUUCUCCUCUUACGCGAAGGUGCAAAUAUCAACCAACUCUCUGUUCACGGGGAGCGACCAUUGACACUUGCCGUUCAAACUCUCAACUUUGAGGGUGUUAGAGCUUUGCUAGAUAGUGAUAGUGGAGAGUACAAAGGGAAAGAUAGCAUCUGGAAAGAACAAUUUUCAACGCAUUACCCCAAACUUGAUAUGGAAGAGAGGUUGGAUAUUAAUGCAAAGGACGCCCAGGGAAAUGCAGCUUUGCAUAUCAUUCGUGGAGGAAAUAGAGAUUUCCCUCAUGACCUAGACAUGCUACAACACGAACAGCAUGAUUUCAACUUAAAUGAGCAACUGAAGAUAGUGAAGUACCUGCUCGCGAAAGGGGCAGACCCGAAUAUCAUGACAGAUACGCACCUCACGCCACUACAUCGCGCUAUUGCUACUCUUCAAUUUGAAGUUGCCGAAUAUUUGUUGAAACAUGGUGCGAACAUUCACGGCAGGCCACCUCAGAAAGCACCACCUUUGCACUUAAUUUUUUCCAGCACCGAGUACCCGCCCCCUACAGGCUAUAAACCAGCCUUCAAAACUCCAUGCAACUGCCAAUCUACCCAUGCCAUGCUUGACUUACUCCUCAAGUACGGGGCUGACAUAAAUGCAACAACAAUGGACGGUGAACUGAAUAGCGCUUUACACUUGGCAGUGUAUUGGAAGAACUUGGAGAUCAUGGUCUAUCUGCUGGAUCAUGGUGCUAAUACCGAGGCCAAGAACAAGUUUGGCUCCACUCCUCUCCUCACUGCUGUGGUAUAUCAACAACAUGAAUUCGUUCAGAAGUUGCUUGCGAUUGGAGCCGACAUUGAUGCACAAGAUCUGUCUGGUGCAACAUCAUUACAUUUAGCAAUUGCCCACGGAGAUGGAGAUAUGUUGCUCCUACUCUUAAGUCAUCAUCCGAAUCUCAAUUUGAUGGAUAAAUGCUCACAGACAGCACUCCACGUUGCGGCGAGCCUUGGUAACCCGUAUUCAACGGUCUUGCUUCUUGGGGCUGGGGCUGAGGUGAACCUAUCCGACAAGUGGGGUCGAACUCCGCUCCACCGUGCUAUUGAAUCUUGCUACCUUGAGACAUUCUGGAUACUGCUCAUGGCUCAGAGUCCGAAGAGUGCUACAACACGGCCAAACAGAGGGAGGACAUUGGAUUUCGCCUACUCACUUGCGGAACAGCUGGAAAUGCUCGGAAACUUUGCUGUCUCAGACAUUGAGAAUGAGGAAGCUCCUCAAGACAAUACCAUUUCGGAACCCUUAAGUCCAGUCGAAAGCAGAGCAGAUCACACGAAAGUCGACGAAAACGGGCCAAAGGACGAAGUGAAAAUAGAAAGUCGAGAUACUCUCAGCGUUAGAUUUACACGCGCGUCGAAUUUGCCUUUAUUUACUAGUCGAGCUUACAAGAAGUCACACUCGCGUCCUGGGAGGCGCACUCUUCACCCAAGACUCACAUUUUGGCCACCCCCUACGGACAAUUCUGGGGAUAUCCUAAGGGCGGACUAUUUUAUAGUACGAGACGAUCUUUCUGAUGCUUCUGAGGAUCUGGAUAUAGUCAGUGAUACAAGCUCUCUAGAUGAGGGAUCACUCGCGUCUCCUCUAUCGGAAAAUGGCUCGGAACCUUCCGAAGCACCAGCAAAAUAUGAUGAUGGCUGGCGAAUCUGGGAGGUCCCAAGUAAUACAAGACGACGCACAACUAUACCUGUAACAGUAUCUACACCAUCUUCGGCUUCCCAGAUAGAGUCAGAUGAAGAGUCUCAAAUAUCUGAUGCGUUUGAUUGCGGUGGCCUGCCAGAGAUUACAUACCAAAGGAGGAUCUCAACACGAUCGAGAGUCCCCAUCCGGAGCUCAACUUAUUAUGCAUUGCCAGUAGGUGUGAAAAUCGACCCAGAAACAUCAUUCAGAUCUGCUAAAAUCUCAUGCAUGAUACUUGCAUGCAGCGUUUACAACGAACUGCUUGUGCAACACCCAAUAUACGGGCCUCUCGGGUCUCGCUGGCCGCACCGGCCUCGCUGGUAUUACGGGGCUGAAACGAGUCAGAUCGGUUUCCAUAGGAUAAUUUCGCUGCUGGAGCGAGACCAGAGCCUUGUUGACACGAGUGGCGGUGAGUCGACAAUAGAGAACCGAUUCUUGCUGAAAGUUAGUGAGGUAGAGGUAGAGGCUGAAGGCAGUGAGAUUGAAGAGGCGAAACAGCCAAGAGAUGGCAGCCAGGAAGGAAAUUCCCAACAGGACGGCUACAUGUGGCUCCCUUCCUCACUCAUUCAUCCAUCGCGGAAUUAA